GACCCGGGAAUUCGGGAGGAGGAGUCUGCGCGGCGCGCGCGCCCAGGCCGCGCCCUCCGGGCGGCUUCCCGGCUGUCAAAACCGCGGCGGGAGCGGGGCGCGGGAUGCGGAGCCCCUUCCUCAGCGUACCCCGCAAGCGAGAGAGGAAAGGGUGAGAUCCGCUCUCGUUGCAAGAGUCAGGGCCCGGGCCGCGCCGCCCUGUGUGGGGGACAGUGGCCCGCCGAGCGGGGGAGGAGAGGGGGAGCUCCGCCGGCUGGACUAGCAAGCUGGACCACCAGCGCCCUGGCCCCGGGUUACACUUGGGCGGGCAGGCUCGUGCCGCACGCGCGUUUGUGUAGCAGGACCGCUCCACCCCGUCUGCGCGGAGGCCCCAGCGGCCGUCUAAAGUGGCUUUGCCUUGCACAGAUUGUUAAGGAAUUCCGGGGUUCAGCGGCCCGAGGAUCCGGCUUCCCAGGGGUGCCGCCGGGCUCCUGCUCGGGUCUUGCGGCGCAGCGGGACUCUCCUGGAGGUGCUUUUCUUUAAGCCUCGUCUUGACAGCCACCACCGCGUUGCACGUCUAGCCUCUGGCGCCCUGCGUCUGCACUUCCCGAGCUGGCACUAACUAGACAGCUGCUGACGUCCGACAGAACCGGUCGGAAGCCCGCGGGGUGCGGGACCCGGCAGCAGGAGGGGUGAUGAGCCGCUGAGGCGGGAGGCGAGGUGCAGAGGCGCACCCCCAUGCUGCCCUGCUUCCAGCUGCUGCGCAUCGGGGCCGGCCGGGGAGGUGACCUCUACACCUUCCACCCCCCGGCCAGGUCCGGCUGCACCUAUCGGCUGGGCUGCAGGGCUGACCUGUGCGAUGUGGCCCUGCGGCCGCAGCGGGAGCCCGGCCUCAUCUCUGGGGUCCAUGCGGAGCUGCAUGCUGAGCUGCAAGGGGACGACUGGAGGGUCAGCCUGGAGGACCACAGCAGCCAAGGGACUUUGGUCAAUAAUGUCCGACUCCCAAGAGGCCACAGGCUGGAGCUGAGUGAUGGUGACCUUCUGACUUUUGGCCCUGAAGGGCAAGCAGGAGCCAGCUCCUCGGAAUUCUACUUCAUGUUCCAGCAAGUCCGGGUCAGACCUCAGGACUUCGCUGCGAUUACUGUCCCUCGGUCGAAGGGAGAGGCUGUGACUGGUUUCCAGCCCAUGCUGCCCCCGCAGGGGGCGCCCCAGCGGCCGCUCAGCACCCUCUCCUCUGCCCCCAAGGCCACACUGAUCCUCAACUCCAUCGGCAGCCUCAGCAAGCUGCAGCCCCAGCCCCUCACCUUCUCCCGUGGUGGUGGUGGCGGCGUUGGCAGCAGUGGCAGGCCACAGAGCCUGGCUGUUCCCACCCGGCCUGGGGACGUGGGAGCCCCGCCUGCCCCACCCACGAGAAACCGGAGGAAAUCGGCUCACAGAGUACUGGCGGAGCUGGAUGACGAGAGCGAGGCCUCCCUGAGCGAGGCCUCCCUGGGCCUGUCCGUCCUUAUGGAGCCCAGGAAGAAGCUCCGCAUGGAGAAGGCCGCUGUGACAUCCAGUGGGGAAUGACCACAGGCCCGGACAACCCUCACGGCUGAGCUGACAAAAAGAUGGCUUCUUCCUGUCCAAGACAUUGCUGCCAAGUGUACCAGCUGGACUGUCCAGCCAUAAGGAACCAGCCCUGUUUCCACACCCCCUAUCUGCAGUUAGUGCUCAUCAGUCACAGAACCCAUCCCCCAAGACAGAAGGGGAUGGCUGAAGUCUUAGUCUGCGGAGGCCAGCAUUCUGUCACCAAGCCACACCCCGGACCCACCCCCAUUCCUGAAUGGCAUCAGCUAAGGCAGCCUGGAGGACUGAGUGUGUGACUAGCUUUUCAGAGCUCUGCCUUCCUUUCCAAAUAAAGACUAAACUGCUUCAUCUACACGGGGGGGUACUUAUUCUUGAGUCCAAGUCUGCUUUUCAAAUGAUGGGAUUGAAUUCUCCACAGGAAAUGAAACGGACCUUGGUGUCAAGAAAGCCCAGGGCUGGGCACGAGGUGACACAGUGAAGGCACUUGCCGAGCCUGUGGCCUGUGUCUGGUGCACAGAGGCCAGAGUGUGGGGUUCUGGGGGGGCUGGCAGGCAGCAAGAAUGCUUCAAAAGACUGGUCUCUUGGGUGGGAGCCAUUGCUCAGCGUUAGCAGGGGCUAGCCAGGCUGUGGUGGCACAUGGCUGCUCACAACUGUAACUCCAGUUCCAGAGGAUCCAAAGCCCUCUUCUGUCAUAGGUGCACACAGGACACCCAUCCCAGCACCCGGGGAGGCAGCGGCAGGCAGAUCUCUGUGAGGUCGCAGCCAGCCUGGUCUACAGCCGGGACAGCCAGGGCUACAUGUAGAGCCCACCCAGAGCUUAAAACCACCUGAGCGACGGGACGCAGACCAGCUGCUGUCGGACAGGACUCCCACCAGCUGAGGCUUCUUCAGCUUGAAGCAGGCGAUGACGCCUUCCUCUGCAGCCAUUCUCAACCCUUCCUCCGCUGUUCUGCAACCCCUCCCCCGUGUCCGUGGAAACGCUUUUGUGGACUCUUUGGGUGUGGGAACCCCUCAUUGGCUUUCUCUAUCCCCCGACUGACAGAAAACAGAAUUUAGCCAUCUA
Molecule: messenger RNA, 2608 nt
Organism: Meriones unguiculatus (Mongolian gerbil)
Lineage: Eukaryota; Metazoa; Chordata; Mammalia; Rodentia; Muridae
Gene: Tcf19
Product: transcription factor 19
Exons: 3
Coding region: 718-1545 (275 amino acids)
Biological process (GO): regulation of gene expression
Cellular component (GO): nucleus
Molecular function (GO): protein binding
Source: RefSeq, a predicted model, not a curated record